AUGCCACAUUUAUCCACAAAGCAGCAAACAACGAAUUUCAAUACAGAUUCUCAGUUACCAGUAGCUGAUACGUAUGCUAAUGCAAUACUUCGUACAUUAUCCUCUCUUAAACCGCCAUCACCGCCAGUUCCGUUAUAUUCCUGUCGACAACAUCGUCGUUCUUAUCCUCACUCAAAAACGGUGUUACAAUCAGUCGUCAUAAAUGAGUUAGUGAACGGCUCUUCGGAUAACCAACAAUCACUAGCAGAUCCCUCCUCAUUAACUUCAUCAUCAUCAUCAUUAUUCAGUUCAUCAUCGUAUUCAUCCAAUAACAACAAUACUAGUGGGAAUUGCUUUACACUUGAAGCAAAUUUACCAAUAGUCAAAAAUAAUAUUGAACAAGUCGAAAAAUUCAAGCGAUUACUUUCUCGAUUGGAUCACGUUUAUAACAAUAAUAAUAAUAAUAAUAACAAUAAUAAUAAUCAAAAUAUGUCAACAACAGCCUUGCCACCACCAAUAUCAUCGUCAAAGUCACAUAUAACUGAUCGUUAUUUAUUUCGUUCACUUUCAAAUGAUAAUCAAAAUUCACGAAUACCAACAGCAACAAGAAAAAAUAAAUUAUCAAAUAAUCCAACAUCAGAAACACCACCAGCAUUACGAAAACGUUAUAAAUUUUCUGCAGCUGCAACAGAUCAAAAUAAUAAUGAUGUUUAUAAAUUUCCUAAUGGACAAAAUGAACAACGAUCACAUUCAACUGAUUCUGAAAGAUAUUAUUUUCCACCGGAUGAUUCAAUUAAAAAGCCACAGCAAACAUUAACAUUUGUUCGAUCCGGUUCAGGAUUAGAACAACGUGCUGUUACAUUUAUUGAUGGAGCAUCAGCAACAAAUGAGAAAAUUUCUACAUCAACAACAAAGUCAAUACAACCAACGAGUAACGUACCUGAUACGCGUUAUCUAUUCUCAAAGACAACAGAUUCCCAACGGCAACCAAGUGCAACGUCAUCCGUUAACCCAGAAGAUACAUGGAUACAUCAACGUCAACAACCCCAUAUUAUAUUUGAUAGUGUUACUGAUUCAUCUCCAAGUUCACAAUUAAAACGUCCACGUACAUCAAGUAGAAGUCCUGAAUAUCGUCAUCUACCAAAACAUUCACCAACACGUAUGGAUACUGUCACAUCAACAAAUGGUUCAUUAUCGACAUUAAGACGAUCACCACCAAAUAAAAUGCAAAAUGUUCGAUUUGAUUCAUCAUCAACACCACGUUCAUAUUUAAAUGAAGCACGUGAACGUUUAGCUGGAAAGAAACGUGGACGAUCACCACAAGCAUUUCAACAAUCUGUUGAACGUCUUGUUUCAUCAACCAAUGAAAAAUAUCGUCAACAACAACUUCUUUCACCACCCAUAUCAUUUCAACAUCCACAACAACAUCAUUAUAUUAGUCAGUAUUAUGCACAAGAAGAAGAACCACCUAUUGAUUAUACAAUGGAUAGUGAUGAUGAAGAUCAACAAAAACGUUCAUUUAUUUAUAAUCGUGGUGGUUUAAAUACAAAUCGUGCACAUACACAAAUAAUGAAAACAGUUAAUAAAAGUUUAAUUGAUCGUACUUAUUUAUCAGAUUCAAAUCGUUUAAAACAAUUAGAACAAAAUGCACAUCGUUAUUUACGUUUUAUUGAAAAUCAAUCAUUACAACGUGAAUUAAAUCAUGAUUUAAUACGUUGUUUUUCAUCAACAUAUCUAGAUGAUUUAAGACGUGAAGAAAAUCGACAUUUUCAAACACGUAUCAAUAUGCGUUCAUAUACAUAUGAAGAUAUACAAGAUAUUCAUAUGUCACAAGUUUUAGAAGCAUAUAAAAUGAAACGAGCUAUUGAUAAAGAAAAACGUCUUCGACUAAAUACAAGUUAUGAUGGACAUAUAACAUCAUCAACACCAACAUCAUCAAUUGGUGCUGGACAUUUAUCACCACUAUUAUCAUCGUAUAGUCCAGUUAUGACUGGAAGUUUAAAUGAAAAUAUUGAUGUACAAUCAGGUGGUUUUGAACCUGAUCGUCGUUCACUAAAAUCACAUGCAUCGACUUCCCAUACUCCAACAACUCUUCGUACAAGUUAUGUUGCACAAGGUCCAAGUCUUGAUUUAUUCUAUGAAAUUAUGCAAGAUAGUUUUCGUGGUGUUGAUGCAUCAAUUGCUGGUCAUGUAUCCAAUGCAUCACAAUAUACGAAACAAAAAGCUCAUCAUCCAACAACAACGAUAUCACAAAUAAAAUCUCCUGUUGAUAAUGAUAGUGAUGUUGAUAUUAAAUCAAAUUCAUCAUUUUGGUCCGAUGAAGAAGAAGAACCAAUAUUUGAUGAUAAACAACAAAAAACUAUUCCACAUCAAAAACAAUUAUCACGUUUUUUAUCAACAGUUAAUCGUUCAUUACUUGAUCGUCCAAGUAAUCUUAUUGCUGAUUUUUAUAUUUCAAAUUUAAAUCGUAGUAUGCAAGAAAGUGUACGACAAGUUGAAACAAUUGCUCGUGAUAAAGCACUUAUGAGACAAGAUCGUAAUAGAGAAUUUAUUGAGGAAACAAGUAAUAGAUUAGGUCGUAGUUUAUCUGCUGAACAUCUAUAUCAAGUACGAAAAGAACAUCUACGUUAUAAACAACCAUUUACAACACCAACAUCAUUUACAGUUGAAGAUGUUGCAGAUAUUUAUAAACCAUUUGUUUUGGAAAAUUAUAAACGUAAAAUUGCUAUUGAAUUAGAAAGACGUCGAAGAGAAAGACAAGGACAAUUAAUGGCUGGUAUUACUACUUCACCAAUGUUUACAUCUGACGCAGAUAUGAGUAAUGUAUUAAAAUCUGUUCAACCACCGAUUAUUGAAUUACCAAUAAAUGCAAUAGUUGAUCGUCAACGCCGUCCAAUAGAUUUAACACGUUCACCUAUUCUUCGUACAAAUGAAUCAGGUACUCAAUCGUUUGAUGAUGAUCAACGUAAUGAUUAUAUUGUUGUACGACCACCAGUCGUACAAACAAGCAAUGUUGUCAUGGGUCGUGCACGUCGAACAUUAACUGAUGAUGGUAAUGCUGAUGUUGUUCAUCAUAUUGGUAUUAUUGCUCCACCAACAACUUUUUCAAUUAUUAAACAACCUACAACACAAUUACGAGCAACUACUACAACAAGUACAACAGAUCAUUAUGAACUUCCACGUAUAAUUACUGUCUCACCUCCAAAUUUCUCCAAUCGAACUCAAACUCGUAUUCAUCAAGAACAUAUUCAAAGUACUGUUAUUCAACCAUAUACAGAUGAUCUUAUUGAUGGUGCAUUAACUUCCUCACAACAAGUACUUCAUAAAGAUGAAAAUUAUGAUCCAAGUAUACGAAGAUCAGUUCAGAUCAUAACAUCGAUUGAAUCUCCAAUUGUAUCACCUCGUCGUCCUCCAGCUAAAAUCUAUACUCCAUCACCACCACGUGAAAUAAUUCGAAUAUGUCAAGCUGAUCGUGUUGAAACUGAAUCUGGAAAUUAUGAUUUAUCUAUGGUUAAUAUAAAACCUAUAUUGACAUUAAAUCAAGGUGAAGUUAAAGAAUUAAAUCUAUUAGCACAACAAGCUCAACGUCUACAAAUUCUUCCACAAGAUUAUGAUCAUGCUAUGAUUAUGAUAACACCUGAACAAACACAAUAUCAACAUAACAUUGAACAAAAACCACUUUUAUUAGCUGCUGCAAAUAUUGGUCAAUUACGUGAUGAACAACAUGAACAAGUCACACGUCAUUUUGAAGAGGAAAUACAACGUCAACAUACACAAUUAAUAACUCCUAUUCCUGAACAUAUGGCAAAAGUUGAACAGGAUAUUCCUGUAUUUGAAAAUAUUUCAACAACAAAUAUACCUCAACCAUCACGAAAUCGAUUAAAUGAAGUUCCAUAUGAUAGUGGAAUUGUUUCAUUGGAUACAUCACAAGCUAGUGAACAACCUGUUAUAUUAAAUGCAUCACGUAUUAAUCGAUUAGAUGCAUCCGAAGAACAACGUUUAGAAAGUUUACAUGAAGAUGAUUAUCAUCGAAGACGUGUACGUGCAUUAGAUCUUUUACGUCAAGUUGAAACAGAUCCUUAUUCAAAUCUUCCACCUGUUCAUGAUAAUCAAAUUCAAAUACUUGAACAUACAACACAAAUUCCAUCAUCAAAUUUAACAAAAGAACAUACACGACUUACUACAAGUCAUAGAAUAGAUCAACUUCAAUCAUUAGAACAUACAGAUGAACCAGUUAUUUAUGAAACAAUCGAUCAAGAUCAUAUCGAAAAGAUUCCUACAAAACAAUAUUUAACUAGUUCAGAUGUUAGACAAGAUAUUCAAACAACUAAUCGAGCUGAACAAAAUUAUAUAAAAUGGGGAGAAAUUUCUCCUAUUAAACAACAUCAAUCAAUACAAAGUCAUAUAACUGACACUAUAUAUGAACAAACGAAACCUUUUAUUCCACUUCGACAUGAUCAACGAGAAACUGUUCGAUCUACAGAAGAAAUUGCUCAACAAUUAGAAACACCUAAACAUCCUGAUUCAAGUACAAUUUAUAAUUAUGGGCAAAAGAAUGAACUUCCUAUAUCUCAAACAUCAUCAUUUACUUCAGAUCAAGAUUUAAAACCACAAACAUUUGAUUCAGCUCGUAUUGAAUAUGAUCGUCAUAGUUUAUUGUCUCUUGAUGAUAUUACACAACCAGUAUCUCAUCAUCCACCAGCACUAUUACAACAUGAUCAAUUACAUAUAACUACAGAUAUUGAUGUAGAACCUAUGGGUUUACAUGAAGAAAUAGCACUUGAAAAUGAAGUUACAUAUGAUGGUUCACUUGGACGUGCAUCAUUGAAUAAACCAAUUCGACCAUUGAAUGCUCCAAGAAUGCUUGCUCAGACAAAUAUACCGGCUUUGCUGCUCGAAGAGCUGGCUACUGCUACUACUGCUGUACAUGAACAGCAUGCUACUCAAGUAACAGAUACAGAUUACGAUCAAAGAACACUUGAAAGAAUUGAACAAGCUAAUCAUAUACCGAUUAUUGUUUACGAUACCGAUUGGAUAGAUGAACAACUUGAAUCUCUUCCAAAUGAAAUUCAACCGAAUAAACAAACUGCUCAACAACAAUAUCUAUCAAAUACUGAAUAUGAACAAGCUAAAGUCAAUACACCAAAAGUAAUUUUAGCUCGCGAACGUUAUGAACGUAUGGAAAAUAAUAAUCAAGAAAUAUUGGAACAUAUGGAAACAAAUUCUCAUCAACAUGAUAAUACUUACGAAAGAAUUGAUUCGUAUAUUGAACUACAAUCAGUUCAUAAUAAUGCGAAUGAAUCAUAUGAAGAUUCAUUUAUAAGUGAACGAUCAAUAGAUAAUCAAGACAUUUUAUGUCGUCCUAUUGAUACUAAUCUAGAAAUGAAUGAUGAACAUGCAUCAUCAUUAUCAGAUGAUUCUUUUUUACUACGUCAUCAACAAACAACAAAUCUGAAUUUUAAUGAAAUAGAUAAUUUAGAGAAUCCUCGUUCUUCUACCGCUUUUCUAACACUAAACUAUCCUCAUACUAAUCAAGAGAUAAAUCCACCAUGGCAACGCGCCUUUGAUCAACAAUAUUCUGAUGAAUAUCAUCCCGAACAACAAAAUCUUGAACUUCAAACUGAACAAACACCACUUCGAUAUUUACCAUCCAUAUUACCUGCAGUUGAUGAACAGUCACUGAAAGAAUCCGAUAAUUAUGUUACUGAAUUUCAUCAACCUAGUCUAUCACAUGAAUAUGUAGAUAUUCAAAGUUCAGAUAGAAUUCAACUUCUACCUACCACACAAAUCAAUCAAUCAAGACCAGUCUGUCGUGUAUUACAACAACAAAUAUCAUCAAGUGAUGAACAUGAUUAUUCAACAAUAUCAUCAAUUCAUCCUGAUCAUAUUGAUCGAAUAGAUACAACUCAAGCAAAUCCACAAUUAAUCGAAUCAAUACAUAUUCAAUCACCACCGCCGACUGUAGUCGAUAUUGAAGUUCGUAUUCGACCAAUACAUUCAGAAACAUCAUCACUUGUUGAUAUGGAUUCAUAUUUAAAUCGUCUAGAAGAUAGUUUUGAACCUGAACAACAUUUACCAUUAAUUGAUCAAAUCUCUUUAUCAUAUACGACAUCACUACGAUCGAAUCAUGAUAGUACACAACGUGCUAUCGAACGUUAUGAACAAGAACAUUCAUAUUUUAGUCGUGCAUUACCAACCGAAUGGUUUACAUCGUCAAUGUUCCCACAUGAUGAACAAUUAGUUGAACAAUGGACAGUUGAAAGAAAUCUUGAAACUAUACAACGACAGGUAGAGUUAAAAACUAACACUGAGUGUGUAGAUAUUGUUGUUUCUGCUCUUGCUACUGAUGCUUAUUCUAUUGGUGAGAGGUUCGAAGAAGAAAAAUCGAAUAGUCUAAAUACAAAUAGUGAACAACAAAUGAAUCAAAUUGUAUCAGCUGUUAUCACUAGUCAUUGUUCACCUACAAGUGACUAUGAAACUGAUUCACUUGAUAAAGAUAAUGAUACAACUUCGACUACAACAAGUGUUGAUGGUGGUGGUCUUAUUGUUUGUGCAACACCAAUACAAACUACAUUAACAAUACAAUCAUCAAAUACAAUACCUGAUGAUAAUUAUUUAUUCGAAACAAUAGUUAAUGAACAAAAAGAUAAAAAUGAUUUUUUAUUAACAAUUAAUUAUGAUCACAAUGAACAAAAUAUUCAUUGUGCGAAAGAAAAUAUAAUUGAACUCGAAGACAAUAUAUCAUUAUUUAAUUUUGAUGAACAUCAACGUGAAUUAUUAAAUAUUUUUUUUGAACCAGCAUUUUUUCAUUUACCAUUAAUUAAUGAAAUAUCGAUCUAUCAAAUAAGUUUUCAUAAUGAAUAUCCCAUUUUUUCUUCACCGUCAAAUCUUCCUCUACCAAUUGUUCAUAAUGAUGAUAAUAUUUCAUCAAAUGAAUAUAAAACAAAUGAACACGAAAUAUUUUCCAUUGCACAAAUCAAUAAUCAAUCAGAUAAUGAAGAAGAUCUCGAAAGUCUAUCACAUAAAUAUGAACAACCAUCCUACAUCGAACAUUAUCAUAUUCAAUCAUUAUAUCCAUUUUCCGAAACACUUUUUGUUCAUAUUGAUGAACCACCAAAUGUCAUUGAUCAUGAAGAUGAACAAUCAAUAUCAAGUAUUUUACCAGAUGUUAUUCUAUCAACAACAAUACAAAUUGAGGAAUAUAUUCAACAUGAAGUAAAUGAAGUAACAAUUUUACCAACAAAUCCAUCUAUUGAACCAAUACCAUUAAAUUCAUCAUUUGAUCGAACUGAAAAAGCUCGACAAAGCAAAGAAAGUUAUAAUUUAGAACGUUUACCUGAACAGAAAUAUGUUGAAAUUAAUAUAGCCACGCCUACACCAUCAAUGCGUAAAGGUAAGAAAAACUUUUCAUAG
This is a messenger RNA of Adineta steineri, 7392 nucleotides long. The record is from the annotation of a GenBank genome assembly. NCBI's taxonomy places the organism in Eukaryota, Metazoa, Rotifera, Eurotatoria, Adinetida, Adinetidae.